Molecule: messenger RNA, 1188 nt
Organism: Aphanomyces astaci
Lineage: Eukaryota; Oomycota; Saprolegniomycetes; Saprolegniales; Verrucalvaceae
Exons: 4
Coding region: 10-1122 (370 amino acids)
Biological process (GO): DNA-templated transcription
Cellular component (GO): nucleus; RNA polymerase III complex
Source: RefSeq, a predicted model, not a curated record
GUUUUGAUCAUGACCGACACCGCCGCAGCCGACGACCCCGUGGUUCGGGAGAUUCCUGUGCAUCUGGCCGACAUUCUUCGAGGCAACAUACAUGUCGUCCAGUUCCCGCUGCGGCCGGUGUACCGCCCGAUGACGAGUAAACCCGUGCAGGCCAAGUACAAGCCGUCGAACUCGAUGUUGUCGUUGGACUACCCAUUGCACACCGAGGACCAUUACAACAACGACGACGACAUGGACAUACCGCCGCGGUUGACGUUGCAGAGCAGCGUCGUCGCGCCCGUGUCCAACUACGCGGUGGGGGUGUUCCGCGACGGACAGCUUCACUUGACGCCCGUCACGUCCGUGUUACAGAUGCGUCCGACCAUGUCGCACCUGGACGACGACGACGGUGACGACGACCACGACAUGGAGGCUCACCCCGCGCCAUCCUCCUCCAACGUCGUCGCCGCCGCCGCGGAAGAAGUACAGGUGCAAGUGGUCAAACGGCAGUCCGAGCGCGCCUUAGCCGCCAUGCAAAACUCGUACGCGUACAAGCGCAGCGUGGUCCAGAGCGAGAAAUGGACCGACUUAAGCAUCAACGCCAACGAAGACGACGAGUUCGAGCAAUUGUUUAGCGAUGUCGAGACCCCCGUGGUGUUUGAUGUGACACCGCAAGCGUACCUACAUGCGCUGAGUUAUCGCCAAGACGAUAACGUUAUCGCAGUUUCGGAUGUCGACCCCACCCGUGUUACUAGUACUACUAGUAGUAGUACCUCCCUGGACGAUCGCGUACUGGCCGUGCUGCAGACAUACAAAGUGCUCCACUUCAACCGCCUGUGCGAAUAUUUGCCGGAUGUGCCGCCGCUAGACAUCCGCGCCGCCCUUCCGCGCGUCGCCUCCAUCGUCCGUGGCUGUGUAGUUGUCAACUCGACGCUAUUAAAGGACCAUGUCGAGUACCGAGCCGCCAUCGUCUCAGAAUUGACGAAAGCGGUGCAUGUGUCGAGAAACCACGUGAUCGACACGUACAAGAUCCCCGCGCCUCUGGCCAAGACGCUCUUGACGGAAUACGCCGUGUUGAACCCUGUGAAUCGACUGUGGAGGCUCAAGUUGCCAGACGACAGCGAAGCCACGUGGUUGCGUUGAGAAGUGUCAUAUCGUCGAUAUACAAAUGCAUACUUCUUUGCAUUCUUGUCCCUGCUACUAUACACA